Messenger RNA from Heterobilharzia americana, 651 nucleotides. Lineage: Eukaryota; Metazoa; Platyhelminthes; Trematoda; Strigeidida; Schistosomatidae. The record is from the annotation of a GenBank genome assembly.
AUGGCGGAUGGUGGAGAACUGUUAAGUAUAUCAGAAACAAUUUCAUUACGUUUUAAAGCAGUUCAGUCACGGGGAAAACCAUUCGACGUGUUACCUCUUACUUUUGGAAAGGAAGUGGUGGCAGUUGUAACUCUGUUUUCCAGUUUGCUUGUCAACAAUCAGAUGAGACUGUUUUUCAACGUACACAGUAAAACUGGGUUUUUUCUUGCACUGGUCCCAAGUGUUAUAACUCCUACGAUGACUUCUUAUAUAGCCUUUAGUCGUUUAGUUCUACAGGAGAUUCUUGCUGCACCUGCUACCUCCAAUUUUUAUCCUAACUGCAGCAUUUGCUUACAUCUACGUGGAGUUUUGACACUCAGUACGUUCGGAUUAUUGUUACCUUUUGGCUUCAGCUUUGUCGCUUCUGCACUUGCUGCAAUAAGCGUGCGAAGUUAUCCAGUACCUGAUAUUACUGAUGCUAAAAGUAUGAUGCGAAUGCUGAAACUUUGCAGCAAGUCGUUUCGAAUUACUGGAUCCAAGUUGCUUUUGAGUCAUGCUUUAUUUGGAUCAAUUUUGGUAAACUCGAUGAUAAGAAGCAAUCAAUACAUUCUCAGUCAACAGAAAAUUCGUUCUGAUGAUAUUUCUAUUUACCAACCACCCACCGAAAACUAG